Messenger RNA from Dunckerocampus dactyliophorus (ringed pipefish), 3665 nucleotides. RefSeq names its product coiled-coil domain containing 82 (gene ccdc82). The transcript is spliced from 2 exons. The coding region runs from base 350 to 1066 and encodes 238 amino acids. The record is from RefSeq and is a predicted model, not a curated record. NCBI's taxonomy places the organism in Eukaryota, Metazoa, Chordata, Actinopteri, Syngnathiformes, Syngnathidae.
GUGUGUUACUGCGAGGCGUGACGGUUAACUAUGUUUCUGCCGAAUGGGGGCGCUAUAAUUUUAUGUUGCGCUGGUUCCAGCGAAGAAGAAGUGGAAUCCAUAACAAUAACACAGCUAGCAAGAAGAGAAUGUGAUCUUUUCACUCUCAAACAUUGUCCUAAAUCUUCAUCCUAGUACCGAAUGACAGCUGCUGUUUAUAAGUAACGUCAUACAAAGUAGUGUGCGGCGGUAAGAAGUGUGAUGUGGUGUAGUUUCCCCGCUCUCGCUUCCAUUUCGAUACUUAGGCGCUAGCUUAUCGGGUUGUAAGUGUACUAUUUGAUGUCAGUGGCGUCACGCGGCGUGUGCAGACAUGGAGAGUUUAUACAAGCGCAAAAUGUUCGCUUCAAUGCGCAAAACCAAGACCGACCUGUCCAAGAAGAGGCAGAUCGGCUUGCCUGCCUCCAUCCUGGACGACAGUGACGAAGGCUCCUUCUCCUCGUCCUCGUCCUCCAGAUCCCAGUCCGACUUCCACAGCUCCCCGGAGGAGGACAGCGACCAGGACGAGUGGGAAAGGAGUGACUCCGGGGACACUUCCAGCGAUCACAGCCGCUCUGUGAUUCGCAAGAAGCGGUCCUUUCUGGGAGGACAGGACACAUCAUCAUCGUCAUCCUCCUCCUCCAGCACUGCCAGAGAGCAGGAUGACGAUGACAAGGAUGAAGAUGACGGGGGAAAGACGGGGGAUUCCAAUCAAGUCAAGAGGAUGGUGCAGCCCAGGAAGAGGAGUCGGCUUCAGCGGCAGGAUGAUUCCGACUCGGACCGUGCGGAUGAGAAGCGGAAGGAGGCGUCUGAGAAGGCCAAGAGGAGACAGAGACACAACAAGCUGCUGGCGUUGUCCCGAAGGAUGAAGGCCCGUGUUCCGAGGAGGUGGAGCCGCGUCAAACAGGACGAGGAAGAAUCCAAAGAAGCUGAAGAUGAAGUUGAUGGAGACGAGGAUGGAGGAAAUACAGCGGAGGCUGAAGCUUCACAUGGAGACGGAGGAGAGAAGGGAGAAGACGAGGAGAAAGAGGAAGCAGUGAAGAAGUUGUAGAUAGAGCCAUCCAAUCCCAUAUACAGUAUGCUCUUAUUUCACCCUUAGCAGAGGAAGCGUGUCCAGUAUUUACUUUUGUCCCAGCAGCACUUCAAAGACCCACAUGGACUGCUGAUGACUUUGUCAGGAGCAUCGUGAAGCUUUGGGAGAAGAAUGCAAUCAUCACAAGAGGACAUGGAACUGCUGAUCGCAAAGUGGAGCUCCUAGGCCGUGGGAUUAUUCGUAUUAUUUUUUGCUGCGAUUAUGAAUGAGAUGAGUUGUUUGGGGGUGAAGAAAAUGUUGUUAGUCGAGCCACAGAAGCAAGGCACACUUGCAGUACGAGCGGUUGCUAGGAUGCAAACGGAAACGUCAUUUUUCAAGCUCCAUUCAGCAUGGGCCUGCAGUGUCUAAAACGUCUCAGAUUUUGUACAAACGUGCUUUUCUUCUUGCCAGAAGAUGUUGGGAGCAGCUGCAACGCUUUUAAUAUAUGCUUUUCUUGAAAUGGCUGCUUCAAUGACAUGGUCCCAUCCUACAUUUGACACCUUUUCAGACUUGCGUAUAUGUUUCAAAUGUUGGACUCGUGUUCCUCCUGAUGUGGAAGUGUCCUAUCAGGAGCUCGGUGUGUUUCUAACUUAACCCCUGCUUUCAGUUUUUAUGCCUAGUCGAGAAGUUGUCGACUAGAAAAGGAUUUCUCACGACACAACUUCAGGAAGUCCAAGUGUGACCACAUUUGGCAGCCAGAAAGUAUUUUUUUGGAAUGUCAGAAUUGUGUACAGUUGUCCCUCGUUUAUGGCGGUUAAUUGGUUCCAAACCCGCUCGCCAUCAGUGAAUUUUCACAAAAAAGGAUUCAAUAUUAUUAAAUAGAAUAUUUUCAUAGUUAUGGCAUUGAAAACCUGUUUACAACCUUCUAAAUAUGUUUUAAACAUUAUUAGGGUCCUCUAGAUAUGAAAGAACACCCCUAUACCCCACCGUUACAUUUGUAUUACCCAAUACAGUCAAUAUAAUCAGAGAAAAUAAGACAUAUAAGACACAAAUAAGAUAAUAAUUUUUGGACUCACAAUAGCAGUUCCUUCUUCUUUGUUUUGUCAAUGUAUUGUAAUGGCGGCUUUAAAUGGCUUUACACUUGCAUUACCCAAUAAAGUAGACAUAAUAAGACAAAAUAAGCCAGUUAAGGCAUAAAACCCCUGCUCGUGUGUGUCACAAUAAAUGGGCGGACAGGUGUGUGGUGGACAGGAAGUGGUGCCAGAGGUUCAGAGUUGUGUUUAACCCUGUUGGAUUAUGACCCCAACAGCAGCCCGAGUUACUAUUAUGAUUGUUAUGUUGUUAUUAUUGUGCCUGUUGUGAGAUCAUUUCAACCUGCAAUAAACAAAAUCAGAUACAGGUCACAUAUGACCAAAAAAAGUGCAGUGUGAACGUAGCAUUAGUUCAUUGAGCCAGUUUUAUGCUUGACAGUGCUUCAUUUAGGCCAAGAAUAAGUACAGUUUGCUAAAAUAUGCAUAUUUUUUUACUAAAAGUAGGCCGUAUUCAACCACGAAACAAUGAUAAUUUAUUAAUUCAUUACGUUUUUUUGACUGAGAGUGCCAUGUUCGAAUCGCACUGUAGCGAGGGACGACUGUAUUUGAAACAAAAGUGCGGCACCAGUGGGAAGAUUUUUUUUUUCUGGGGAGCUAGAGACCUACCUCACGGUCGCUGCUCCUCGGCUCUCGCCACUUCACGGACAGCUCUAUCAUGAACAAAUUCUCCAAUAUUCAUACAGUGAUUUCCAAUAUCCAGUUCUUCUUUACUGUUGGGUGAUCACCAUUAGCACCUCACCGCUUCAGGGGGGAUGGAGUCGACCCCUGACCAAUCACAACAGAGUGGGCGGGGUCGGGGGAGGAGAAGAAUGCAGAUUGACCCUGGACACAAUUUAUGCUGGGUGAAAGUCUCAUGAGGAAUGGUGGAUCUGAGCAUUAUUGACCUGCCGGAUAAAAAAGAUGAUAUAUUACAGGUAUAUGUUAUAUUCCACUGAAAACACAUUUGUCUCCAUGUAUUGUAGUAAAAAACCAAAAGUGUUGAUUUAUUGGAUGAUGAAUUGGUGUUUUUUGCAGAGCCUCCAUUGGGUUCAUUUGCUGUCACAACAAUCUGAAUGAAAUAGUUUGAUAUUUAUGAUUUGACAGGAAAUAUUUACGACUGAGAGGCCAAUUAAAGAUGAUGAGGCUUUUCGUUUCAUCAACUCUCUUCUGAGUGUCAGACGCAUUACUGAUGUAAAUGUUUUCUUUUUACUGUGUAAGAAGUAACUUGUGGAAAUGUAACACACCGACCAACUGCUUCCUUUUCUUCUGAAAUGUGCUGCUUUACAAAAAAACAACUUCAGGAUCUCAUCCUUCAGUGAUGUUGUUCUGUGUGCGUGCUAAAAACAAUACUUUUGCAGAAUAGCCACAUAAAGUAUGAGACUGAUAUCGAGCCAACUCAGAUGUUUUUGGUUCAAGCAGCAGCUUAAAAAAAGAAAUAUCACAUUGGAGGCCUUGAGUCUUUUAUUCAACAUGUCCACAGUGUUGUGUGUUUGUGUGUUUUUCUUGGCAUUUCUUCUUGAUUCAACUUUGAAAAGCAGUCAGCUUCAUGAUAAAUAAACUUUUUGCUC